Molecule: messenger RNA, 264 nt
Organism: Metarhizium acridum CQMa 102
Lineage: Eukaryota; Fungi; Ascomycota; Sordariomycetes; Hypocreales; Clavicipitaceae
Source: RefSeq, a predicted model, not a curated record
AUGAAGUUCGUCACCGUCGCCGUUGCCGCUCUAGCCUCCGUCGCUGCUGCCUGGCCUUACGAGAGCAAGUGCAAGCCAGCUACUUAUAGAUGCCAGCCUUACCAUCAAGCUUGGGAAGUUUGCAACACCAGGGGCGAGUGGGUGUUUGCUGGCCGCUGCCCACCUGGCACUGUCUGCAAGUUCAAUCAACAGAAUGGGAGCCCUUACUGCCUCCCUCGCCGCCACGACCUCUACACUGAGGAAUUCGAGGAGUUCGAGAUCUAA